Messenger RNA from Mizuhopecten yessoensis (Yesso scallop), 608 nucleotides. RefSeq lists its product as uncharacterized. The annotation marks the transcript as partial. Lineage: Eukaryota; Metazoa; Mollusca; Bivalvia; Pectinida; Pectinidae. The record is from RefSeq and is a predicted model, not a curated record. The transcript is spliced from 3 exons.
GGAGAAUAUGUAGUGUAUUACUCUGGUGGCUAUAUAGAACAGGAGCCAGAGGAUGACACCUACACAUUUGAAAUAAGAAAAGGAAGAAAACAUAUAUGGUAUGUGAAGAAAUUAAGUGCAAUCUUGUUCAAAUGGGCAUUACAUUUCCAAGAAAAGUUAAAAGGAAUAUUGGUUUUACAUAGGAUUGAUUCAUCUAAAGAAGACGGAUCAUUUGAAAGACUGAUAAAUGACAACCACCUGACACCUAAUCUAGUUCCAAAACUUGUAGAGGUUGAUGGGACUAGUUAUCCAGUAUUUUUUUGCCAAGAAGGACAUUGAUGUUGGGGAAGAAUUAACAUAUAGCUAUGGCCCAGGAGAUGGUUGUAAUUAUUUAUUGGUGGAGGAAACAGCCAAUGGAAGAAACUACUAUGUCCACAAUCCGAAGUGACAGUCUCCACGAUGAUCCACCAACUAUGUCAAUCAACUAUGUCCAAUAUCCAAAGCGACAGUCUACAGGAUGAUCCAUCAACUAUGUCAAAUAUCCAAAGUGACAGUUCAGUAUGAUCCAUCAACUAUGUCCACAACGCAAAGUGACAGUCUCCAGGAUGAUCCACCAACUAUGUCUUGUA